AUGGUUUUAAAGAACAAUUUAGAAAAAAAUCUAAAAGACUUGGAAACGAGAAUUAAGGAACUAGAGCAAAGUAACGAAGAGUUCCGUUCACAAUUCAAGUAUUUAGAAGAAAAAGAUAGAGAGCGAGAAGAAGAAACCAAAGCAAAUAUUAAUAAUUUAGAAAAAAAGAUUAGAGAACGAGAAGAAGUAUCCAAAGCAAAGCAAGGAGUUUUUAAUGAAUUAGAAAAGAGAAUCAGUAAUCUUGAAUUAAC
Messenger RNA from Funneliformis mosseae, 251 nucleotides. The record is from the annotation of a GenBank genome assembly. NCBI's taxonomy places the organism in Eukaryota, Fungi, Glomeromycota, Glomeromycetes, Glomerales, Glomeraceae.